Molecule: messenger RNA, 2382 nt
Organism: Hyaena hyaena (striped hyena)
Lineage: Eukaryota; Metazoa; Chordata; Mammalia; Carnivora; Hyaenidae
Gene: VSIG10L2
Product: V-set and immunoglobulin domain containing 10 like 2
Exons: 12
Coding region: 1-2382 (793 amino acids)
Molecular function (GO): protein binding
Source: RefSeq, a predicted model, not a curated record
AUGGUGGGUCAGAGGACCCUGCAUAAACUGCUCAGUCUCCUGCUGCUGACACCUCUCUGCCUUCUGCAUCCAGGGGCCUUGGGGCAGCCUCACCUGACACGCAGAGCCCCCAGCGACGAGGAGGCCACGUCCAUUCAAGGAGUGCGGGGCGGCUCUGUGGAGCUGGCCUGUGGCUCCGGGCCCACCCCCCUGGUGGUCUUCUGGAGCUUCACGCCCCUGGGCUCGCUCAUCCCGCGGCCUGUGGCUGUCACCAAUGGAGCAGAGUCCAAAGUGGAGGCCGGGGCCUCCGCUCUGGGGGCCAUGAGUCUUUGGAACCGCAGCCUGGUGCUUCAGGAGUUGCGGGAGGGUGCCCGCGGCCACUUCCUGUGCCAGGCUCUGCACGCGGCCGGAGGCCAGCUCCAUACCACCUACGCCUACCUCACCCUGGCCGUGCUGGUGCCCGUAUCAAAGCCUCAGGUGAGACUGAGUGACCCAUCCCCAGUGGAGGGGACCUCUGCGGUAGCCACGUGUGCGGUACGGGAGGGCACGGAGCCGGUGACUUUUGCCUGGAGACAUCAGGCGCCUCGAGGCCCUGAGGAGGACCUGGUGGUCACAGAGCAAUCACUUCAGCUAGACCCAGUCAACAGGACACACCUGGGCUGGUACGUGUGCAGUGCCCACAACGCCGUCAACUGGCUGAGCAGUGAUGGAACCUUCCUUGAUGUCAUCUAUGGUCCGGACACUCCUGUGAUCACUGUGGAGCCGCUGGGCUUGACCGAGGAGGGUUUCUGGGCCAGUGAGAGGGAAGAGGUGACCCUGAGCUGCCGGGCUGCAUCCAACCCCCCUUGUCACUAUGUGUGGCUCCGGGACCACACUCAGGUCCACGCCGGGCCCGCCUACCUCAUCGCCAGCGCCAGCCGCGCCCACACAGGCCUGUACACCUGCCUGGCUCACAACAGCCGCCUGGACACCCGCAGCCAGUCCACCGUCAGGCUCACCAUCUACUAUCCCCCUGAGGGGCAGCCUUCCUGUUCUGUGCUCCCCACCCUUGGGGCUGUGAGCUUGGCCUGCACCUGGCCAGGGGGGCUUCCCGCUGCCCAGCUGCAGUGGGAAGGGCCCCAGGGAAUCGGCCCUGCUGCUGUCAGCAAUGUCACCUGGAGUCGCACAGCCCCCCAGCUCCCUAAUGGCGGUGUUUUCACCUGUGCCGGCCAGCACCCAGCCCUGGCGCUGCCUGCGCUCUGCAGGAUUGCACUGUGGGAACCCCUCCGGAGCCCCACCUGCUGGACCACAGCCACAGCUGGAGACCAGUUCAUCAUGCUGAGCUGUGAGUGGCCUGGAGGUGAGCCCCGUGCCGUGCUGAGCUGGCUCGAUGGACAGCAGCAGCCCCUGGGUACCACUAGCCCCUCACUGGCCAUCCACCUGCUGCGUGCCCGGGAAGAUCUGGCUGGCCGAGAGUUCACCUGCAGGGGCACUCACCCACUCAGGGUCCCUGACCCCCACUGCCAGCUCCAGCUGGAAGCCCCGCAGGUGGCAGUGGCGAAGCCCUGGGUGUCUGUGCUGGAAGGGGGAGAGGCCCGGCUGGGCUGUGCCCUCCUGGGGGGCACGCCGCCUGUCCAGCUCCUCUGGCUGGGACCCCAGCAACGGCAAGUGGACGCCGGCCCUUCCGGAUUCAUACUGCACUCUGAGGGGGCCCAGCUCCACCUUGGUAUCCGGGCCGCUGAGCCAGCACGCCACGGGGGCGCCUACCAAUGCGUGGCUCGCAACGCCUUAGGGAACAGCAGUCGGAGCGUCCUGUUGGAAGUCCUGAGAUACCCAGCUCCUCCCAACGUCACCAUCAGCCGCCUGACGUACGGGAGACACCGGAGGGAGGUGCAGCUGCAGUGGGCCGUGCAAGGCCCUGGGAACCUGACGGGCUUCCUGGUGCAGCAGAGGCCCAGUGCCCCGAGCCCGGGAGCUGGGGCUUGGGAGACCGCAGCCACUGACAUUGAGCCAGAGAGCAGGGGCCGGAGGCUGGGGGGCUUGGACCCAGGUGUCCGCUAUGCCUUCCGCGUCCUGGCUCUGAAUCACCACACGGCUGGACACCCCUCUGAGGUGAAGAUACCAGCGGACCCACCCUUCAGCGCCUAUCCAGCAGUGCUUGGUGCAGCGGGCACAGGAGUGGUGGUGGCAACGGUGGCAUCCCUACUGGUGUUCCAGUAUGCUGCCCGGUACCCGGGGACCAUCCCCUGCCUUGGUCGGUUGCUUGUUCCCACGGAGCAAAGUCAUCACUAUAGGGAUUCUAGGGCAGACCUUGAGGAACGGGCAGGGAUCGAGCCACCACCCACCACCCCAGAUGUGGAGCCUGCACAGGAAGCCAUGGAUGCCCCCGUUAAUGUCACCAUCACUGUGACUGCAACCCCAUGA